Messenger RNA from Strongylus vulgaris, 198 nucleotides. The record is from the annotation of a GenBank genome assembly. Lineage: Eukaryota; Metazoa; Nematoda; Chromadorea; Rhabditida; Strongylidae.
AUGAUCAGCCGUGCUUUGGACGGUUUUACUCCAUUAGCAGUAGCGCUCCAACAAGGACACGAUCGGGUCGUGGCCGUACUGCUUGAGAAUGAUGCCCGUGGAAAAGUUCGACUUCCUGCCCUCCAUAUCGCCGCCAAAAAGGACGACAUCCGAGCGGCGACCCUACUCUUACAGGUACUUCAUGUCGGAUUACGGUAG